Molecule: messenger RNA, 3259 nt
Organism: Somion occarium
Lineage: Eukaryota; Fungi; Basidiomycota; Agaricomycetes; Polyporales; Cerrenaceae
Source: the annotation of a GenBank genome assembly
AAGCAAUAAGCAUAUUGAAUAGUCUACAUAUCCUGUCAAGAGAGCCGAAUAGGAAUAGUGAAGCUAGAGAGUAUAAAGCUGGAUUCUCAGGCACAGCACAUUGGACAAUGCGGGGUAGCGCCGAGAAUGAUCGAGGUCCGUUUGAGUUGGCCCGUCAGCCCACGGUGUAUUUCGGUUUUCUUUCUCCUAGACCCUGCAUGUUCUCCUCCUUCUAACCCCAUUCAACUUUCUUCGCUCGUUGUCCGUCCAUUUCACGGUCUUUCAUUGUCUCUUGCCCACCUCCCAAGCUUUUCCUGCGCCUACCCUCCUUCUCCCAGUAUACCUGCGAGACAUAUCCUACUCUAACCACUCGGCAUGAGCCCGUGUGGUGCUGACUGCUAUCUUCGAUCGCGGAAGGGCAAGGAGAGAGCGGUCGAACCGCGCCAGGAUUUCUCUGCUCCCGGAGAUGGGCCAGGUGCUGACGAUGGCAUCGUUUUGCCCUUGACCUUGGUUGGAACCUCCGCCUACAGCGCAAUCUAUACCAUACCCGUCCUGGUCGGAACUAACAAGCAAAAUCUUUCAUUGCAAGUAGACACGGGCUCUUCUGAUCUCUGGAUAGCUUCCACCUCGUGUUCAUCUUCCUCAUGUGGGCAGGCCCAUGGCAGUCUAUACGAUUCUUCACACGCUAAACCAACCGGACGCAACUUCCAAAUCACCUAUGUCGAAGGCGAAGUGGACGGCCCUAUUGUCUGGGACACAGUCCAACUAGGGAACUAUGUGAUUGACAAUCAAGCGAUGGCCGCCGCCUCCACAGUCAACGAUGAACCUCUGUCCUCUGACUUUAGCGGUAUCCUCGGUCUCGCCCUCCCACUCAACUCGUACAUUUCCCAACAGCUUCCCGCUGGAAACUCCGACGCUCCAGAUGGCGCCAUCUUCUCUUCCAAUCUCUUCAGCAUGACCCCCUCUUCCACCGCCCCCUCUGCACGUUUCAUCUCCAUAUCUCUUGAACGCCCUGGUUCUGAGCGCAUCCCUUCCUUGCUUGGUAUUGGACGACACCCACCAUCCAUUGUCAAUGACCCAAGUAAAAUCGACUAUGCCCCUCUCGUGAGCGAAUAUAGCGGGGAUUACUUUUGGAAGGCCAAUGUGAAUGCGAUAACCGUCUACGUGGAUGGCGUGCCCAAACCUAUCUCUUUGAAGAGUGCGAGUAGGGUCCAGGGGAGCAUGACCACUGCUGUCGUGGAUUCAGGCAUGCCCAUCAUUUUGGCGAGUCCCGAUAUUGCCAAUGGGAUUUAUGGCGCGCUGGGGAUCGGACCUGGCAGUGACGGCCAGUGUACGUCCUUCACGUUUUGCUUGAACAUACACGUUACUUACCGAGGAAUCUCAGACUACGUAGAUUGCACAACGCCAAUCAACAUGACAGUCACCCUCGAUGACCGACCCGAAAUUCCUCUACACCCAUUAGAUCUAACGACCUCUCCUUCCUCCGGCGCUACUUCGUCUUCCUGUGUCGGCAUCAUUCAAGCUUACCCUGCUGGGUCUUCCAUCAGCGACAUAGCGGAUAUCGUCCUAGGCGUCCCGUUCAUGCGAAGUACUUACACCGUCAUGGCUUACGACCAACCCGACUCCGAAGGAAACUUUCCCAACAUGUCUGCGCCUAGCUCGGCCUCGGGCGGAAGCAUGAAUUCGGCUCUUCUACGUCCAAGGUUGGGUCUUUUGAGUUUGACGGACCCGACCGUGGCGUUGGACGAGUUCAAUACGGUGAGAGUGUUGAAACAGCCUUUGGGGAGCGCUGGUGGUGCCAAUGGAGGUGCUCAGGGACAGAGCGUUUCGGGUGACGACGGAGGAGGGAAGAGACUCAGCGUAGGCGUCGAAGUUCUCAUCGGCCUCCUUGGCUUCUUCGCACUCUGUUUCGUCCUCUUUGCUGCUCGAUGGGCUUACGCUCGUAGAAAGUUCAAACACGAACGCGCUGCUGCUGGCGUGGCGGGAAAGUCCAAUGGGAGUGGCGAGUUCAAGGACAGAGAUGAUUAUCUCAUGGAUGAGGUUGCUUUCAGACUUUCAAGGAGGACUUCGAGGAAUGAUCCCUAUGGUCCUUCCGAGGAAGCUUUGAGAGCCAUGCGAUACUCGGAGUAUAAACGGAGGUUGGACAGCGAGUAUACAGAUGACAGCGGACGGACUCGUGUUGCUUCACCUGGUGACAAAGAUGGUGUUAACGACUUCGGGUACGACGUCGUUGGUGGCAGGUCGGGCUCAGUGGAUGCAGAUGCCGACUCCUUGCAUCAACACCAUGAUACGGAUAGCGGUGAAGAAGAGGACGUCGGCGAUCCUCAAACGGGUUAUCAAGCUGUCAAGACACAUGUGCGGUCGGAUUCAGAAAGCUCGACAGUCCCUUCACUAAGCCUACGACGAGACUCUGUCCCUCCAAGGUCCCAUACCACCAAUAGCAUACCCGACGAGUAUUUGCAACAGCAAGCGUCUAAUUUACACCAGAGGACGGCUAGCGGGGAACCAGGAAUCGCCGCUCCUCUUCUGGCGCAUACGAGGAGUGAUUCGUAUAUAUCUACGAUUCAAUCGCCUGAUCAGCCUGCUUUUGGGUUCGCUGAUCCUCGUGCGUCGAGUAGGGCUAGUCGCCUGAGUCGAAUGCCACCUCCCUUACCACUGGACUUGCCUACAUCGUUGGACGAUCCUCCAUUGACAGACGUUCGGGCGUCACCGCCACUGCCAGCUCGAGAGGUCAACCUGCUCGGAUCUCCACUACCCACUUCAAUGUUUGACCUUUCAUCUCGAGAGAACGUGAUCCAUUCAUCAAGAGCUACGAACGGACAUGGUCAAGUAUCAUAGCAUAUGUUUCUUGGUUAUUCUUAUGUCCCUCUUUACGUUUUUGGUUUAUUUUGAUCUCUGCGACGGAAAAACGGAAUGUGUACCAUCAUCGUUAUUACUUUCAACCCAGCCCCACUUUUCAUCGUCCCCUGUGUUCUAUAACUUUAACCCUCCGUUUCCCUUCCUUUUUUUCCCAUCGGCUUUGUCGUCUCAUCUAACCCCUGCGUAUAUUCUCUCUCUUCUAUCAUCUCGCUGCCCAAAGGACUCGGACUCUGAUCUCAUUCUCUACCCAUUGAUUUAGUAGUACUCUCACUCCCCCUUAUUCUCAUCUCUAUUCCUUUACUGCACGAUCCUUCCUCAGCUCCCAUCAUGUUGCAUCAUCCUAGGCAUCGCGCUCAUUCAUUGGAUAUCUUCCGUCAACAUCCCAUUGUGCUCUUCCGCGUGCAUCAAUUUGAAAGCAUAC